GUGCACAUUAGAAGACCCAUCAUUCAUCAAUCUUCUCUGCCUUUCUGAUCAUCGUUCCAUUUCGCACGUUCGACGAUCACCCAGUUAAGACAACUCAGCUCCUACUUCUCAACCAGACACAGCAAAUAUGGCUGAUCGAGACUCCCUCACCUCCCGAACUCUACCUUUCAUAACACUCUCCGAUGGCUCGUUGGCUUCCAAGACCGGACCGCCCCCACCGCUCCCUCACUAUCUCAAUGCCGAAGGUCGAGCACUGGCACGUUUUGCAGUGGAGGGCAAUGUCGUGAUCACUGGUGGUGCUGGCACUCUCGGACUUUCUGCCGCUCGAGCACUACUCGAACACGGUGCAUCUGGUAUAGCGCUGUGGGAUCUCGAAAGCACGCUACGAACCUCACAGACGUCCAUUCUCGCUCUAGCAAAGGACUUUCCCAAGACACGAGUCUUCAGCAUCGGUGUCGACGUCACAGACGUAGAAGGCAUUGCUGAAGCCGUUACAACCGUCGUCAAGACACUGGGAUCCUUGGACCAUCUCUUCUGUUUCGCCGGAAUCGUCGGCUGUGUACACUCCAUGGAAAUGACGGAAGCACAAUGGCGGAAGACCUUGGACGUGAACACGACCGGUUCGUUUCUCUGUGCUCAAGCUGCGGCAAAGCAGAUCGCCUCCCAGGACAACGGCGGCUCGAUCACCUUCAUUGCAUCGAUUAGCGGUCACCGAGUGAACUUUCCUCAAGCUCAGGUUGCCUACAAUGUGUCGAAAGCAGCCAUCAUAUCUCUCAAGUCCAGCCUGGCCGCAGAGUGGGCUGUACAUGGUAUUCGUGUCAAUUCGAUCUCGCCUGGGUACAUGGACACCAUUCUCAACGCUGGAGAGGGAAGCAUUGCUGAAGCGCGCGAUGUCUGGGCUGCAAGAAAUCCCAUGGGAAGAAUGGGUGCAGUUGGCGAGCUCGAUGGCAUGUGCGUGCUGCUGGCGAGCCGGGCAGGUAGCUACAUCAAUGGCUCGGAUCUUGUGAUUGAUGGUGGCCAGAUAGCUUUCUAGGCUCAUACUCAGCGCAGAAUGGGGAAGACAUAGAUUAUCCUCUCCUUGCAUCUCAUGCAGAAUCACAUCGCUGCAUAUAACCAAGAUUUCCUGAUCAGUCACCUUUUAAGCUAU
Molecule: messenger RNA, 1147 nt
Organism: Zymoseptoria tritici IPO323
Lineage: Eukaryota; Fungi; Ascomycota; Dothideomycetes; Mycosphaerellales; Mycosphaerellaceae
Exons: 2
Coding region: 128-1033 (301 amino acids)
Cellular component (GO): intracellular anatomical structure
Molecular function (GO): oxidoreductase activity, acting on NAD(P)H, oxygen as acceptor
Source: RefSeq, a predicted model, not a curated record